GCGCCGCCACCACUGCCCUUCGCUGCCGAUGAGGCGGUGCGCGUGGCCGCUGCUGCGGUUCCCCGCACGCGCGGGGCUCGUGCUCCGCCAUGGCGGGGCUGCCGCCGUCCGACUGCGGCCUGGCGCCGCCGCCGCGGCCUCGUGUUCCUCCUCAGCCGGCGGGGACGGCAGCGCCCGGGCUCCCGACACCUCUCUCUUCGUGCCCGUGCCGCUGAAGCCUGUCGGUGACGGGGCCGAGGAGGACGUUGGCGCCGAGCUCACGCGGCCCCUCGACAAGGGUGAAGUUCUAAAAAACUUAAAUAAGUUCUACAAAAGAAAAGAAAUCCAAAGACUAGGAGCAGAAAAUGGAUUAGAUGCUCGCCUGUUUCACCAAGCAUUUAUAAGCUUUAGGAAGUAUAUCAUGGAAUCCAGUUCUGUGAGUGCUGAUUUGCAUAUUAUUCUCAAUGAUAUAUGCUGUGAUGCAGGUCACGUGGAUGAUCUCUUUCCGUUUUUCCUGAGGCAUGCAAAGCAGAUCUUUCCAAUGCUGGAUUGUAUGGAUGAUCUACGCAAGAUCAGUGAUUUAAGAUUGCCGCCCAACUGGUAUCCAGAUGCCAGAGCUAUUCAGAGAAGGAUAAUAUUCCAUGCUGGUCCUACAAACAGUGGAAAAACUUACCACGCUAUCCAGAGAUUUUUGUCAGCAAAAUCUGGAAUAUACUGUGGUCCACUAAAACUUCUGGCUCAUGAGAUCUUCCAAAAGAGUAAUAAUGCUAAUGUGCCAUGUGACUUGGUGACAGGAGAAGAACGUGUGUAUGCCAAUGAAGAUGCUAGACAAGCUCCUCAUAUUGCUUGUACCAUUGAAAUGUGCAGCACUAAUACACCUUAUGAAGUUGCUGUUAUUGAUGAAAUUCAGAUGAUCAGAGAUCCUGCCAGAGGGUGGGCUUGGACAAGAGCCCUCUUAGGACUCUGUGCAGAAGAAAUCCACGUUUGUGGAGAGGCUGCUGCUAUUGACUUGGUGACAGAGCUCAUGUACACUACAGGGGAGGAAGUUGAAGUCCGAAACUACGAGAGACUCACUCCUCUCACUGUGCUGGAUUAUGCCUUAGAAUCUUUAGAUAACCUCCGCCCUGGAGACUGCAUUGUCUGUUUCAGUAAGAAUGACAUUUAUUCUAUCAGUCGACAGAUUGAAGCCAGAGGAUUAGAAUGUGCUGUCAUAUAUGGCAGUCUACCACCAGGAACAAAACUUGAACAGGCAAAGAAGUUCAAUGAUCCUGAUGAUCCAUGCAAAAUUUUAGUUGCUACAGAUGCAAUUGGAAUGGGACUCAAUUUGUGUAUAAGAAGAAUAAUAUUUAACUCUAUAGUAAAGCCAACUAUCAAUGAGAAGGGAGAAAAGGAAAUAGACUCCAUUACAACCUCGCAGGCUCUACAAAUUGCAGGCAGAGCUGGACGUUAUGGCUCAUCCUUCAAACAAGGAGAAGUCACUACAAUGCAUCGUGAUGACCUCAUACAGCUGAAGGAAAUUUUGAGUGAGACUGUGCGCCCUGUGAAGGCAGCUGGCCUACAUCCUACUCCUGAGCAGAUAGAAAUGUUUGCUUAUCAUCUCCCUGAUGCCACUCUAUCUAACUUAAUUGAUAUUUUUGUGAGUCUCUCACAAGUCGAUGGGCUUUACUUUGUCUGCAAUAUUGAUGACUUCAAAUUUCUAGCAGAUAUGAUUCAGCACAUUCCACUAAAUUUGCGAUCACGAUAUGUCUUCUGCACUGCACCCUUGAAUAGAAAAGAGCCUUUUGUGUGUACCACGUUGUUGAAGUUUGCAAGGCAGUUCAGUAGAAAUGAGCCUCUGACAUUUGACUGGCUCUGUCAGCACACUAAAUGGCCAUUAGCUGCCCCGAAGAACAUCAAAGAACUUGUACACCUGGAGGCUGUUCAUGAUGUUUUUGACCUCUAUCUGUGGUUAAGUUACCGUUUCAUGGAUAUGUUCCCUGAUGCUGUCCUUGUGAGGGAUAUACAGAAAAAACUGGAUGACAUUAUACAAGUUGGUGUCAGCAACAUCACAAAGCUGAUCCGAGCUUCACAAUCUGCAACUGCUCCUGGCGCAGCGGAAGUUGUGUCGGAAGACUUUCCUCUUUCAAGGACAAAGAGGGAUACCAGAGUGAUUUCAGACCGUCAUAGUGCAAGAUCCACAGAGGCACUCUCUGUUGCAGUGGAUGUGCCAGGAGAAAGAAGAGCAAAGAACUUGAAAGCCUAUCGGUCUUCAACAAGGCAGGAGGAUCUGAAAAGCUAUGGACGUGGAUCUCUUGCCAACAGAUUGCUGCGUGAAGGACUUCUAACACAAGAAAUGCUAAGACAGCUGGAGAGUGAGUGGCAGGAUCAGCACAGGAAUGGUAGAUAUGGCAUUGGUUCAAAAAGAGAUGAUCAGAAUAGUUCAAAGGAAAUGGAGAAACAGAAAAAAUAGAGCCAUGUCCUAAUUCUGUUUAGGUUUUAUUAAUAAAAUAAACUACUAUUUUAAUAUCUUCUUUGGCAUUUCAUGUUUACACUGCUGCAGCUCCUUCAUGUUUUUGUUUGUCCUGUGACCAGAUAUGUGAAUCAGUCAGAGAAAUGGACUCUUAAAAGCUCAGAGGCCAUACGUUUGCAUUUAGCAGUCAACUGUACACUUUUUCAAUCAUGGAAUUCAGCAAAAGUGUAUGAUGUGCUGCUGUGUGGAAAUUUGAACUUGAUGUCUUCUUGCGAGAUAUCCUCACAUUGUUAAUAAAUGUCACCUAUUUCACUAGUAAUGAAUUAGCUACUCAUUCCAUCCCUUCCCAAAGGGCAGAGUUUAACAGAUAACAAACAAGUAAUGAACAAUGCGGCAGGAGAUUGGUUCAUAAUGGUGAUAGGAGUCAUAUGCCCCUAACCUUUGUGUAUGUAAAAAUGCGGAAGCAUUUGUGUUAAUGAGUUGGAGAAUGAUAAAAUUCUUGCCACAGGAAUUUUUGAGUAAAUUCGAAUUCUGUCAUCGGAGGGGUGAUUACUGAAACAAAGUAACAUCUAUUCUUGCUCUUUAAAUUACAUUCUUUCUUCUAGGAAGAGCACAGCAUGCUGAUUCAGACAAAGUUUUGAGGGAGAAAGAAGAGAAAAAAAAACUGGAUUAUGAUUUUUGGGAGAAAGGAGAAGAUGUUAGAAACAUAGGUAUAGUUUUAGUUACUUUUGAGAAAUUCGGAUGUCUGUUUCUCCUCAAAUUUACAGUUCUAUUUAAUACAAAUUAUUUUCUGUGGCAUUUCAUGAUUAUUUUAUUUGCUUUACAUGCCAGUUUGUGAUACCUGAAGUUUGAGAGGAUGCAUAUAAUAUUUUAUGGAAGUUCACGUAACAGCUUAUAGUUUAAGCAACAACGUGUGAGUUGACAUUUGUGCCAGUAGUAUUUCCAUGUACCUAGUUUAUCAUGGCUAUCAUGAACUGGGAGAGUUAGGUGCUUACUGCCUGGAGAAAGGUUUAAUUUGCUGGACCUAGAUUUUUGGGAAAAGGCCUUUUUUUUUUUUUUUCGUUUCCUGAUGCAGCAUCACUGAGUAAUGUUUAAGUGCACCACCAGGGUAUGGCUCUUUUAUACAUGUGCAGAUGCUCUGUCAUUUGUUUUCAAAGCGUGAGCAGCUUUAAGAUAUGCUUUUGAGCCCCUGGUAGGGAUACUGGAGAGUGGAAAGAAUCAGAAGUGGAUUUCAGCAUUAGGAUGUGUUGCUCGGGCUGCCUGAGAAUAAUGCUGCAGAAACUGUAUUUCUGGGGUUGGCUAUAUGCAAGUCUGCAGAUACUGCUUGUCUUAAUGCUGGGAUGCUUAUAAAAGCCAGGUUGAAUUUCAUUGUAUCAAAUACCUGACAUUCUAAAAUGAUCAGCCACAUAUUUUUGUAGGUUGAAAGUUUGCUCUGAAUGCCCUUUGCUUCUUCCUAGUAUCAAUCCUUUAAGCUGCUGUUUGGAAACAAGUCUGCAGCAGUUUGAAUAAUGUUUUAACAGCCGAUUUCAGUGUAUUUCAUGAACUGUAUCCCCAUUAAAAGCAGACAGUGCUUAAA
This is a messenger RNA of Melopsittacus undulatus (budgerigar), 4004 nucleotides long. It is a transcript of the gene SUPV3L1, whose product is annotated as Suv3 like RNA helicase. Gene Ontology annotation, cellular component: mitochondrial degradosome. The record is from RefSeq and is a predicted model, not a curated record. Gene Ontology annotation, molecular function: ATP binding; RNA helicase activity; hydrolase activity, acting on acid anhydrides. Gene Ontology annotation, biological process: mitochondrial RNA 3'-end processing; RNA catabolic process. Bases 29 to 2428 code for a protein of 799 amino acids. The transcript has 15 exons. Lineage: Eukaryota; Metazoa; Chordata; Aves; Psittaciformes; Psittaculidae.